Rhopilema esculentum is the source of this 887-nucleotide messenger RNA. The record is from RefSeq and is a predicted model, not a curated record. Lineage: Eukaryota; Metazoa; Cnidaria; Scyphozoa; Rhizostomeae; Rhizostomatidae.
UUUACCACCCCACUGCAUGUUUGAGAUAGGUUAUCUUGCUUGCUAGUUCCUUAUUAUGAUCAAUCGGUUUUGGGUCACCUGUCAGCAUGAAAACAAAGACUGCACAAUUGAGCAACCAGUUUUUCGCUUGACACAUUCACUGGCGCGUUUCGCUAAAGCUGCGGCUUCGUUACUUCGAGAAGUAGUAACAAGCGGUGUUUUUCGACAUGGAUUUUCGAUUGUUUUUUCUCUCGUUAUCUGCUAUUACUUUGAGCUCAUUGGCAGCUCCUGCUGAUAGAGAUUUCGGACGACUCUCACAACGAGAUAUUCCACAGUUUCUAGAGGAAACAGCAAAAACCGCGAAAUUAUUUGGUCAAAAGGCAAUAAAGUAUCUAAUCCCAAAUACUCAAAAAUCUGGAAUAGCCGUAUUAAAGCCGUUUUUGAGAAAACGCAGCACCAAGCGAUCUGCUCUGCCACAUAAACAGUCCGCCAUUUACCCUAUGCCAGCUAACAACUUAUACAAUGCGAAUGUAAGAUCAGUCAUUGGUUAUCCUGUAGCCAAUGGAAAUAAUUACGCAAAUUCUUACAACUGGAACAUGAAUCAAUAUAAUAACGGGAAUACAGCUUUCCAGCGGUCCGUUAUCCCAGGUUUUACGCCUCAACAAUACCAACAGUGGUCACAAUAUGCUAGCAUCAAUAAUGAGAAGAGGACGUUAGAUGACAAAAAGGAUAAGGUCAGUAGCGAGGCUGAUACAAAAGCGAGUCUGAAGGAUUUUCAUGACUUGGUGACGGGCGUCGACUCAGCCUUGUUGUCGUACACAGAUCAAGGUGUGGCUCUAAAUGAAAAGCUAAAGGGGCCUAACGCUGGUUCUAAGAAAAGGGAGAAGAUAGAAGACGCAAAAAAGUAA